Molecule: messenger RNA, 1758 nt
Organism: Ostrea edulis (European flat oyster)
Lineage: Eukaryota; Metazoa; Mollusca; Bivalvia; Ostreida; Ostreidae
Product: protein ABHD15-like
Exons: 3
Coding region: 538-1704 (388 amino acids)
Molecular function (GO): monoacylglycerol lipase activity; short-chain carboxylesterase activity
Source: RefSeq, a predicted model, not a curated record
ACGCGAUGGAUUAUGUGAAUGACGCUGGACACUCUUAAGUACUCUAGAUUUCCCACAUCUAUAUCCUGAAGAGACAAUGUGUGACAGAGCAGGGUUUAUCAGUUAUGAAUGGAUUCAAUGUCCUAACUUAGGCAAGGAUUGCUUUGCCAAGACCUCGUAUGCAUCGUUGCAGGAAUAUUGUAAGGAUCAAAACAGAGAGUAGAAGUUUUAAACAUUUGUACAGAAUAGAUGGCAAUAGUCUACCAUAUCAAAUAAGGUGUAAAUAGAACGUUGCCCCAUGACGUUAAAGAGGAUGGAAACAAGAUUGAUGGCAGAAGUUUAAUAAAUACAAAAGUGUUUACCAUCUCAGGCUGUACAAAAGGCCUCAAUUAUAACAGAAGAAGAAAAACAAAUUGGUAAUAAUAUUCUGCGGUUUUUAUCUGCCAACAAUCGAUAGUAUGUGGACAGACAGACGUGAUGCCUCUACGUAUAAAGAAUAAGUCUCUGCAACAGCAGGAGUAAAAUAUACACAUCACUUAAGAUCUGUUGCCAGUUGAAAUGUUGGUAGCACCAGGAAUAUGCACAUUUGGGACAAUGUUCGAAAUUAUUGUGAUUGGCUGUAUCCUCUACAUAGUCUACAAUAUCUUUCGAAGUGUUUUAGAAAAGGACAGUGUGCCAGAACUUUUCUGUAAAGAAUCUCAGCUGAAUGCAUAUUUGAUAAACCAGUGCACAAACCUUAAGCGUCCAUUCCGCCCAACAGCAUGGGCGUGCAAUGCUCACAUACAAACCUUUCUUGGACUUUUUAUCCAAAGGAAUAAUGUUAUAUAUGAGAGAGAAUACCUACAGCUUUUAGAUAAAGGGAUCGUUGCUUUAGACUGGUGUAGAUUACGUGACUAUCCUCCGAAGAGAACCAGUUCAAUCGUCAUUGUACUUCCGGGUCAAGCCGACGACAGGAAGAGUGUUCGAAUAUUGUGUUCAGAAGCAUGCAAGAGAGGUUUUCGUGUUGUUGUGAUAAAUUCCCGUGGUCAUGGAAAUAGCUACCUGGCAACAAGUAGAUUUCAGAGUUUUGGUGAUCCGACUGAUUUAAGACAGUGUGUGAUGUAUAUAAACCGGAAGUUCCCUAAAGCUAACAUCACUGCUGUGGGGGUGGGAUCAGGGUCGGCAUUAUUAUUCUCGUAUCUAGGUGAAUUUGGUUCCUCCACCCGUUUAAAAGCUGCUGCUUUCAUAUCUCCGCUAUAUGAAAUAGACCAGGAAUAUUUAGAGAGUGUUUUAAAAUUUUAUCAGUGUGUCAUAUUAUGUGCUCUUAAACUGACUUUAUCAUGCCAUGCUAAAGCGUUGUCGAAAUCAGUUGACCUCCAGUCAGCUUUUACUUCAUGGAAUUUACUUCAAUACAUCGAGAAGGUUUACUGCGAUCCACUUGGAUAUUCGUCAGUGGAAGACUUUCUAGAGAAGAAUAACCCACUUCGGGACGUAGAUGACAUUGCUAUACCUCUAAUGUGCAUAAAUAGCCAGGAUGACCCUGUGUGUCCUCAAGACCAUAUCCCCUUCGAUAUUUUCAAUUACUACCCGAAUAUGCUGUUGGUUUCUACAAAAAAUGGCGGACACUGUGGUUUCUGGGAGGGCGUGGUCCCUCGAUCGUGGUCCGUGGAUCUCGCCCUAGAGUAUUUGUCUACAGUAAUCGAUUUUACUCUGAACAACAACAGGGAAACUGAAGGCGUAAAAUGACGUCAAAUGACGUCAGAGUGACUUAUUGUUAGUAAAAUGUUUGUUACCAUAGAA